Tinamus guttatus (white-throated tinamou) is the source of this 402-nucleotide messenger RNA. The record is from RefSeq and is a predicted model, not a curated record. NCBI's taxonomy places the organism in Eukaryota, Metazoa, Chordata, Aves, Tinamiformes, Tinamidae.
GCCCUGGCUCUGCAGGGAGCAGCGGCUACCUGAGGAGCAGCCUUGGUGCAAACAGCCUUCCUCCACGGCUGCACCAUGUGGCCUGCGAGCUCGUGGACACCGCGCGCCCAGUGGUCGCCGAAGCGCUUCAGGCUGGUCACCGUCUACAUGCUGGUGCUCUUGGUGUCGCUCAGCUUCGCUUCAGGACAGAGCAGGCCAUUUAAACACCAGAUAGACAACAGAAGUCCCAAGAUUGAUCCGUUUUGGUACGUGGGACGCGGCGUUCGGCCCAUCGGUCGCUUUGGGAAGAGGCAGCUGAGAAGCAGCCGCGGCAGCUCAAGGCCUGUGAGCAGACACCUGGAUUUCAUCCUGAAUGCACUGUGGGAACAGAAAGUGUUGGACACCUGGUGAUCCCUCCUUCCG